AUGGAACCCUAAAUACUCAACAAUAUUUAAGAAGAAUUUCAAAGGCAUUUUUUGAUAAAAUUGUUUAAUUUUCAGCCCUGAAAAUGGUGAAGAUAGCUUUCGGAAGCAUUGGCGACUCUUUUAGCGCAGCGUCCGUAAAGGCGUACGUGGCUGAGUUCAUUGCCACCCUUCUUUUUGUUUUCGCCGGCGUUGGCUCUGCCAUUGCUUACAACAAGCUGACCUCCGAUGCGGCUCUCGCCGGGCCUGGCCUGGUGGCGGUGGCGGUGGCCCAUGCGUUCGCGCUGUUCGUGGGGGUGUCAAUGGCGGCCAACAUCUCCGGCGGCCAUUUGAACCCCGCCGUGACCUUCGGACUGGCCGGCUGUCCCCACACAUGGAGUAGCAUCUGGAAUGAGUGCAAUUGAAGGGGUAGUAAUGGAAAUUAUCAUAACCUUCGGACUGGUGUACACAGUGUACGCCACAGCCGCAGACCCCAAAAAGGGCUCACUUGGGGUGAUUGCGCCGAUUGCAAUUGGGUUCAUUGUGGGGGCCAACAUCUUGGCGGCCGGCCCAUUUAGCGGUGGAUCCAUGAACCCGGCCCGGUCAUUUGGCCCGGCUGUUGCAAGCGGAGACUUCUCCCAGAACUGGAUCUAUUGGGUCGGCCCACUUAUUGGUGGUGGGUUAGCGGGUCUUGUUUAUGGUGAUGUCUUCAUUGCCGCCCAUUCCCCACUCCCCGCUUCUUCCGAUUACGCUUAAAACACAACUGCUGCUCUCUCUCUCUCUCUCUCUCUCUCUCUCUCUCUCUCUCUCUCUCUCUCUCUCUUGAAAAUGUGUGUUUUAUUUGGUGUGCCUUUUGCUUUUGAGUUGUAUUUUGGGCUUCAAGAAAGGAGCUUUGUAUUUCUCCACUUUUAAUAAAAAUGUAAAUAUAUUGCAAAAUUGUAUA
Molecule: messenger RNA, 919 nt
Organism: Sesamum indicum (sesame)
Lineage: Eukaryota; Viridiplantae; Streptophyta; Magnoliopsida; Lamiales; Pedaliaceae
Source: RefSeq, a predicted model, not a curated record